UCCAUUGGUCAGAUGAGGAAUCUAGAGGAUGCAAUCAUGAACGUUACAUCCAGUCCCUCAUUGGCAGCUGAAGCAUCGAGCACACAGUCAUGAUUUUCUUUCAGAGUAUUGCAAUUUGUUUCUUUCUCUCAGACCUGCACUUGUCUGCCAUUCAUGCACUUGAAACGUGUCAGACCACCUGGUUUGACAAUGGAGAUGUUUCAAGAGAAGGUGACUCGGAGCUCUUGGCUGAUUUGAAAAGGAAACAUGGACUCAGGAUCUGCUCGGAUCCAGUAGAUAUGGAGGCUCAGACGGUUUCUGGGAUAAAGUCUGACCACAUAAGGAACAUCUUCCACACCCACAAUGCAGCCGAGGGCCUUUUGUGCCUCAACAGUGAGCAAUCAUGGAGUCCAUGUGAAGAUUAUAAGGUCAAGUUCACCUGUUCUGGAGAGUUCUGUUCAGAGUGCCAGACAAAGUGGUUUGACCUGGACGACCCUGAAGGGCAUGGAGAUUUUGAGCUCCUGAGUGACCUCCUCCACAAGUUUCCCGGAGACAUCUGCCCCCAGCCAAUAGCCAUUCAAGCCCAAACCGUUUCCACAGACUCUGCCUCCAGUCCACCAGAGACAUUUUUAAACCUAGACGCUAUGUAUGGAUUCGCUUGUUUGAAUGCAGAUCAGGUUGACAAGAGCUGUGAAGACUACAAGGUCAGAUUUACAUGUCCCAAAGAAUUCUGUCAAGCGUCUCAGGAGUGCCGUACACGAUGGCUCAGUAGCGACGAUGACCAAUCAGACGUGGGCGAUGUGGAGUCCUUGUAUCAACUGAUGAAGACUUACCCCGGUCAGGUCUGCAAAAAUCCAAUCCAAAUAGAGGCCAGGACAAAAAGCGGCUUGCCUUCUAAACACACUGGGGACAUCUUUCUCUCCUAUGAUGUUACUUUUGGCUUUGCCUGCAUCAAUGAGAAUCAGAAGAGUAGUAAACAAUGUGAGGAUUAUGAAGUAUUGCUGACAUGUCCCUCAGAUUUCUGUCGGAUUUGCAGAACCGAUUGGUUCGACCUAGAUAAUCCCACCAAUGGUGGUGAUUACGAGACUCUCGUCAAGGUGCAGAGGCUGAACACUGCUGGAGUCAUCUGCGCUCAACCUGUAGCGGUGGAGGCGAUGACAGUAUCUGGCAUCCCAGCACACAAGACUGGUGAUGUAUUUCAAAUGUAUGAUGCUACUCAAGGCUUUGCAUGUGUGAAUGAUGAUCAGCCUGGUGAGAAACAAUGUGAAGACUAUAAGGUCAGAUUCACCUGCCCACCAGAUUUCUGCGCCUGAAUGAGCAGUCUUGUAUUCAUAAGGACAUCAUCAGCUCUCACAAAUUGUUUUGGGAUUCUUUAAAUGGUGUCACUAGUACAAACAAUAAUAUUUAAUGUGUCCACAAUGCAAAGCAGUCUUAUUGAUGUGACUCACUGAGAAUGGGGGCUGUCUGGAACUCUGGAAUCUAUGAAAAAACUAAAGCACACUUUCAAUUUGAAAAGGUCUUACACUUGAGAGAACGUUUUUUUAUUCGGUAUAAAUUAAAUCUAGUACAACUAUUUAAUCAAACAUUGUUCUUAUGACAAGCUGUGUUGCGUCUGCGUGUGACUAUCUAGCGACACCUAGUGGACAUUAUUCAUAUUGCGUUGUCAUGACACUAUGGUAUACUGCAAGAAAGGAAUUUUCCCACAAAUUAGUAUUAUGUGCACACAUUGUAUACAUUUCAUGGCCACAAAUGAGCAUUUUGUGUUAUGUUUUAUCGUUAUUGUGGCAGAAAAAAAAUGAAAUCCCAUGUCACGUCUGCAUGGAUGCGCAAAUGUCAGUGGAUCAAGUGUUUAUUAGAAUAUUGAUAAUUCACAGCAAACAUAAAAGCACAUUGUGCCAUUUGAAAGAAUGUUGACUGUCUUUAUUCCCGUGAACGUGGGCAGUAUUUCAAUUUGGCGAUGUAUUUGCUGCACAAAUUUCAUAAACAGACCUUCUGGUUGAUUGAUUAAGUGAAAAACACAAUUCUCUUACUCUAUCGUACGCGCUUUAGAAUUUGCUUUUUGAAAAAGAGACGUCCGUCACUUCCUACUAUAGCUGCCAUGGUAACAAUUCCUACGUGUGUGCUUUUUUUUUAAAUAUAGGGAGGAAUGAGCUGAGCAGAGGCAUGAGACAAAAAUCUAUUCAAUAUAACCUGAUAUAUUCCUGCAUGUGAAUUAUUUUAGUAGCCACCGCAGUAUUUCUUCUUCUUUUAACAUUCCGUUUUGCACUCGUCCUGCUCCACACACAUUCUUGCACGCUCUGUCCGCGAGCGCUGACCAUCCCAGGAGAGGACAGCAUGAUGUAAACGAGUAGAAGCCCCGAACGCGUCACUUCCGGUGGAAUAUUCCAGCUUUUUGCGCCUUGGUCUUUAAAAAGCUGCGUAGGUGACGCUUCUGCAACGUUGACAGGUAAACGUGCUACUGAUGCCGCUGACAGAAUAAAAAGUUACAACCUAAGGAGACAAAAUAGUAAGCUGACGGUAAACCUAGAGAAAAAACGCACAGUUCCUUAAUUUGUGUGGCUACUUUCUCUACUCCGUUGCAUCCAUUCCAGCUGCUGUGAUUCGGGGAAAGUCAUGAUCCUGUUGACACCAUCCUCCGGUAGGUCCAGUGAUUAUUCAUAAAUCUAAUCUCGAUUAGUGUGCUCUCGUCUAGCCAAUCUGGGGAUUUGUUUUGGUUGAACAGAAUAAAAUGGGAUGGGAGUUAUUAAAUCUGCAUGUAUUUGUGAUGUAAUCCGUGAAUUGUAUAGCCUUGCAUUUGCGUGUUGCCGUUGUAUUAGCUGCAGUAAACUUUAUGUAAUGGUUUCCGUUUUUUAAAUUAUUAUGAUUAUUCCUGUUGUUUUUUUGCACCCCCCCCCCUUUUUUUUUUUUUUUUUUUAAAUGUUACUAGGUAACGUAGUAGGGUUAUGCAACAUGGGACUAUUUGCACUCAUUACGCAGCAAUUCAGAUGUAGAGACAAAAUUGGCUGAAUCUGUUUGGAGUCUGUGCCCGAAAUUAUUUCGAGUGUAUUUCAAAAUGUGACAUUUUUAUCCCAAAAUUCAAUCCAGUAAAGUUAAAAGCAUGCUGUCAGUUAAAAAGUAUUUCUUGGCUGUGUGCUCUUGUCUCAUUCACUGUUUUCUUUCAGAUGAAGAGUCUCUUGAACUGCCCCGCCUUUGGAAUCACACGAAAUUCAGGGUGAAACUUGAUAUACGGGUUGCUAUAAUGCAACAUUUAAAUCUAUAUUGUAACUUUUGAAGUCAUGAUCUGAGCACACUGUCUUGGAUGGUACUAUGACAUGAGAGAAAGCGCUUUUAAAAAAAAAAAUCGAUUGAGAACAUUUUUUUUAUGGGGCAAAGACAGUUUUUUUGGCCAGUGUAAACUGGUGUCAGCUUUUGUUCCAUCUGGCUGACUUAAUGUUGAUGAGCUGUUAUUAUAAC
This is a messenger RNA of Syngnathus acus (greater pipefish), 3432 nucleotides long. RefSeq names its product transmembrane protein 269 (gene tmem269). Bases 90 to 1292 code for a protein of 400 amino acids. NCBI's taxonomy places the organism in Eukaryota, Metazoa, Chordata, Actinopteri, Syngnathiformes, Syngnathidae. The transcript is spliced from 13 exons. Gene Ontology annotation, cellular component: membrane. Gene Ontology annotation, molecular function: phosphotransferase activity, for other substituted phosphate groups. The record is from RefSeq and is a predicted model, not a curated record. Gene Ontology annotation, biological process: phospholipid biosynthetic process.